AGUAUAUAAUAAUAAAGCUAUAAUAGAGUGUCGUGGUGAAGUGGAGAGAUUGAAGAAGAGGGGAUGACGCAUAAUUAGAGUUUUGUCGAUCGCGCGGUGGCGAUGCAACGCGUAGCUCUCCAUGUGUAGUGGUUAAGAGGAGUGAUUGAAGAAAACGGGACGCAUAAUCAGAGGGAAACUUCUCACUUCUCUCUCUUUUGUCGAUCGCGCAGCGGCGAUGCAACGCGUAGCUCUCCAGGGUCGCCACCUCCUCUCCUUCUCCCCCUCUCGCUUCCUCUCCUCCCACCACAUGAGUACGGACGCACAAGCGGCGAUCGCUCGGUUGAGGGAUUCGGGGCUUUUGAAGAGUAAAGGGCUUGUCGGAGGGAAAUGGGUCGAUUCGUAUGAUGGGAAAACCGUUCAGGUGCAAAACCCUGCUACUGGUGAUGUUAUAGCAAAUGUUCCAUGCAUGGGCAAGAGAGAAACAGAUGAUGCAAUAUCAUCGGCAUAUAACACCUUUUAUUCUUGGAGCAAGCGCACUGCAAGUGAAAGGAGCAAGUGUCUUAGAAAAUGGUAUGAUCUGAUUGUUUCUCACAAGGAAGAUCUUGCACUACUUAUAACAUUAGAACAAGGAAAACCUUUAAAGGAGGCCCUGGGUGAGGUUUCUUAUGGGGCUGCCUUUAUUGAAUUUUUUGCUGAGGAGGCAAAGCGCAUAUACGGUGAUAUAAUUCCCCCUACAUCAUCUGAUCGUCGGUUGUUUGUACUGAAGCAGCCUGUUGGAGUAGUUGGAGCAAUUACACCCUGGAACUUUCCUUUAGCCAUGAUUACUCGAAAGGUGGGCCCUGCAUUAGCUUGCGGAUGCACCGUAAUUGUUAAGCCAUCAGAGUACACUCCCUUGACUGCAUUAGCUGCAGCAGACCUUGCUCUUCAAGCUGGAAUACCACCUGGUGCACUUAAUGUGGUGAUGGGCAAUGCUCCUGAUAUUGGUGAUUCUCUUCUUCAGAGUACACAGGUAAGGAAGAUAACCUUCACUGGAUCAACAGCUGUUGGGAAAAAAUUAAUGGCAGGAUCAGCAAAUACAGUUAAAAAGGUUUCACUGGAACUUGGUGGAAAUGCACCUUGCAUUGUAUUCGAUGAUGCAGAUCUUGAUGUUGCAGUAAAAGGCAGUCUUGCUGCAAAGUUCCGCAACAGUGGGCAAACAUGUGUAUGUGCAAACAGAAUAUUGGUACAAGAAGGUAUAUAUGACGAAUUUGCAAAUGCUUUGACAAAGGCUGUUCAGAAUUUGCAGGUGGGCAAUGGCCUUGUUGAAGGCGUAGUUCAGGGUCCAUUAAUCAAUGAAGCAGCUGUAGAGAAGGUUGAGAAGUUCGUUAAUGAUGCCACUUCGAAGGGAGCAAAUGUUAUCCUUGGGGGAAAGAGGCAUAGUCUUGGCAUGACAUUUUAUGAACCUACUAUACUUGGCAAUGUGAAUAGCGAGAUGCUUGUUUCUAGGGAAGAGGUCUUCGGGCCAGUUGCACCACUUUUGCCGUUUAAAACUGAAGAAGAAGCCAUCAAAAUAGCUAACGACACAAAUGCAGGACUGGCUGCUUAUAUUUUCACAAAAAGCAUACCUCGAUCUUGGCGAGUAUCAGAAGCUCUUGAAUAUGGGCUUGUUGGUGUCAAUGAAGGACUUAUUUCUACUGAAGUGGCACCAUUUGGAGGGGCUAAGCAAUCCGGCCUCGGACGAGAGGGUUCCAAAUAUGGGAUUGAUGAGUACUUAGAACUUAAGUAUGUGUGCAUGGGUAACUUGGAGGCUUAAAUGGAAGUUGAUUCGAAGAAAACCUACUUAGCUGGUGCACCGUAGGAAUCAGAUAGAUGACCAAUUACUAUGGUUUGCUGAGCCAUAAGAAGCUCAUCCAGAGGUGUACAUUACGAAGCUUCACCACUGUGUAGUUAAAUAGAGUUUAAUAAGGGUCCUUUUGAGCGUAGGUUGAACUUUUUCUCCUUUCUUGCUUUGAUGCGAAGAGUGUCGUUAAAUAAAAUGUCGAACUUGGCAUUCAAACAGAGUGUCGUUAAAUAAAAUGUCGAACUUGCCAUUCGAUAGUUGUUGGGUCUUAAGUUGGUGGUUUCGAAUUGUUGGGUCAUCCGUACACUAAACCACCAUUUUCAGAUCUGUACACUAAAUUACCAUUUCAGAGCAUCAGAGUGAUCUGUGGAAGUUCUCUUCAGGUAUAUUACUCACUAUGUUUUGGGCAAAUAUUCGGGUGUGGAGCAGUUUUGUCUUGUGAACUCGUGCGGUUAAACUGUGGUUUUGAUUAAAACGUUUGUUGAAA
Ananas comosus (pineapple) is the source of this 2288-nucleotide messenger RNA. RefSeq names its product succinate-semialdehyde dehydrogenase, mitochondrial. Lineage: Eukaryota; Viridiplantae; Streptophyta; Magnoliopsida; Poales; Bromeliaceae. Gene Ontology annotation, biological process: GABA catabolic process. The transcript has 22 exons. Bases 218 to 1774 code for a protein of 518 amino acids. Gene Ontology annotation, molecular function: succinate-semialdehyde dehydrogenase (NAD+) activity. The record is from RefSeq and is a predicted model, not a curated record.